AUGGUCACAAAUCUUUGCCGCGUACUGAGACAAGCUGCAGUUAAUAAUCAAUCCACAUUGCUAUUACUUAGAACUUUCACUUCAUGGUCAUUUGCCAUUCAAAAUGCAAAAUCACCUCAACGAGCUUUAACACUCUAUACCCAAAUGCAGCGUCAAGCCAUUCCUUUCGACAGUUUCGCCAUUCUUUUUACUCUUAAAUCAUGUACUCAUUUGGGCAAUCUUCCUAUCAUAUGCCACCUCCAUGCCCAUAUACUCAAAUUGGGGUUUAAUAACCACGUCUACGUUGCGACGUCUCUAUUGAAUGCGUAUGUUGGGAGUUCGUUUGAGUAUGCUUGCAAGGCGUUCGAUGAAAUGCCUGUGAGAAGUAAUGUUACGUGGAAUACGAUGAUAACUUGCUUUUCUCGAUCGGGGGAUGUUGAAAGAGCGAGGGAGAUGUUUGAUGAGAUGCCUGAAAGAGAUUUAGCGUCGUGGUCGGCGAUGAUUGCUGGGUACAUGAAUAAUGGGCAUUGGAAGGAAGGCGUGAGGCUGUUUCGGGAAAUGGUGAUGUCGGAGCAAUUAAUGCCGGAUCAAGUGACCAUUGGGCCGAUAUUGGCGGGGUGUUCCGAGAUGGGUUCGACUGGGUUGGUUCUUGGGAAAUCGGUGCAUGGUUUCGCGGUAAAGAAUAAGUGGGAAUUGAAUGUGGAACUUGGUACUUGUUUAGUAGACAUGUAUGCUAAAUGUGGCUUCUUGAAUUUUGCUUCUUUGGUUUUCGAUAUGAUGAAAGAUAGAAAUGUGGUGACUUGGACUGCUCUAAUUUGUGGAGCAGCCAAGCAUGGUUUUGGAACUGAAGCGUUGGAGAUAUUCAGGAAAAUGAGACAAGGGGGUGUGGUACCUAAUGAGUUUACGUUCACUGGGGUACUAAGUGCUUGUGUACAAGUGGGGUUGGUCGAUGAAGGUCGUGGAUACUUCAAAAUGAUCAAAGAGUGUGGACUGAGACCAACGAUUCAGCAUUAUGGCUGCAUGGUUGAUUUAUUUGGGAAAGCUGGAUUGUUAGGGGAAGCGUAUGAAGUGAUCAAUACUAUGCCACGACAGCCUAACGUAGUUAUUUGGGGUUCCUUUUUGUCAUCUUGCAAGUUGCAUAAACAGUUUGAGAUGGCGGAGAGAGUGAUUGAGAGGGUCAUGAAUAUGGUGAGGCCAGAGAAUGAUGGAGGGGUUUAUUCCCUUAUUUCAGACUUGUAUGUUCUUGAUGAUAAAUGGGAGGAUGCCGAGAGGGUGAGGCAAUUGAUGCUCCAUCAUAAUGUGAGGAAAGCUAGAGGAUCUAGUUUCAUAAGAAAUAAUACAACGUGA
Molecule: messenger RNA, 1326 nt
Organism: Capsicum annuum
Lineage: Eukaryota; Viridiplantae; Streptophyta; Magnoliopsida; Solanales; Solanaceae
Product: pentatricopeptide repeat-containing protein At5g66520
Exons: 1
Coding region: 1-1326 (441 amino acids)
Biological process (GO): RNA modification
Molecular function (GO): RNA binding; protein binding
Source: RefSeq, a predicted model, not a curated record